GCCGACUUCAGCUCUGCGGAUAUUUUAGGGGAUUUUAGGUCGCCGGGACUGAUGGAAGAAGAAUAUGGCAACGUGGAGAAUCAGGAGUAUGAGGUGGACUUUGGGAUUCCAUCCGACAGCGAAUUCCGGCCCCCGGUGCGGAGGGGCACGGUGGGCAGGGGGAGAGCUCUGCGAGGCAAGCGCAUCACGAGGGGUGUCAUUAGAACCAAAGUGUUCAAAGGAGAGCUCAAAACGCCCCUAAAGAAAUGGAACACUAAAAAACUACAGCCGGGCCCUGAUCAGAAGCCAGCUCUGGAACCUGAUGAAAUGCCUGAUGAAGCUGCUGAGAGACCCAACCAGAGGCCGGUGACCAUCCAGCACCCUAAUCAAAAAUUACUUCCACGACCCAAUCAGAGGCCAGCCAUUCUACCAACCCAGAGACCCAUCCUCAGGCUCCCCAAACCUGUGCACGUUUUCCGGAAUCUCAAUUUCGACCUGGUGGACAAGUCGGACAUUUUUUCCACGUUUGGGAUAGAGAUUAUAAAAUGGGCUGGUUUUCAUGCCAUCAAAAACGACGCCGAGUUUUCCCGGCUCUUCGGUGCCCUCUUCGAGCUGGAGACAGAAACCUGUGCAAAAAUGCUGGCCUCCUUCAAGUGCUCCCUGAAGCCAGAACACAGAGAUUAUUGCUUCUUCACCAUCAAGAGCUUACAACACGCUGCUCUGAAAACUCCCAAAGUGGACAAUGAGUUUUUAAACAUGCUCUUGGACAAAGGGGCUGUGAAAACCAAGAAUUGCUUCUUCGAAAUCAUCAAACCUUUUGAUAAGUACAUCAUGAGGCUGCAAGAUCGCCUCCUGAAAGGUGUCACCCCACUUCUCAUGGCCUGCAAUGCCUACGAGCUGAGCAUCAAAACCAGUGGGUUUGGGAAUCCAAGGGAAAUGGCCAAUGCUUUUGAGACCACUGUGUCUCUCUGUCGUAAAUCUUUAGCUCUUCUGGGCCAGACCUUUGCUCUGGCGUCGGUCUUCAGGCAGGAGAAAAUACUUGAAGCUGUAGGGCUGCAGGAAAUGGCCCCAGCACCAACGUUAUUCCCCAACUUUGAUGAUUCCACGCUGUUUGGAAGGGAGUACAUUGAAAACUUGAAGGCUUGGUUGGAGAAGAGUGGGUAUCCCAUCCAGAUGAAAAAAAACGAACCCGAGGCCGCAGCUGAGCCCGAAAAACCUGACACAAAAGUCCCACAGCGAGCUGAUCGGAAAGUUGUGGAGACAAUUGAGCAGCUGGUGAAGAGCAUUGUAUCAGGAACCUUGUCUGCCAAAGAGAGAAAUGCCCAAAAGAGCUGUCCUGAAUAUUGGUUCUUGUCUGAUGAAGACAGUCUAGAAUACAAGUAUUACAGACUGAAGCUUUCAGAGGUGCAAAGGCAGGCAUCAUCUGGAAAGGAAUUGGGUGGUGAGGGCAGAACACUGGAAGAAUCUGCAACAGAAUCAGUCAGGGCCAUGUUGUAUGCCAGGAAAGUGGCAAGUAUUAAGAGAAAGCUAUUUAAAAGAAAAAGACUUGGAGUUAUCACACAACAUGGUCUUCGAGGAAGGAAGCUGAGGAGAACAACCAUUGGAACACAGACUCUGCUUUCAGCUGGCACUGUCCUGAAGCACCAAGACAAGCACUUUCAAGAUUCAGACCAGGCAAAGUCUUCUGUAGUAGAAAUCGGCCUCUCUGAGAAGAAUUAUUCCCUCGACACAACCUCAUCCUCACAAUGUGCCACCAGUUCAGAGCUCUCCCUGCCAGCUGAAGAACGGGCAGAUUCUGAGGAUUUCUUAGCAUCCCCUGAACUUCUCCCACCGUUGUCCUCUCAGUUUCCUGAUGUGGAUGCUAAAACAAUGGAAACUGCUGAGAAACUCGCCAAGUUCGUUGCCCAGGUAGGACCAGAAAUUGAGCAGUUCAGCAUAGACAACAGCGCAGAUAACCCAGACCUCUGGUUUCUGCAGGAUCGAAACAGUUCUGCGUUCAGAUUUUACCGAAUGAAGGUCUAUGAGCUGUGUCCCUCUAUUAACUUCAGUGCUGUGGCAGAAGCAACUGAUGCUGGGGAAAAUGCUAAAGCUGAAGAGAGAAAUUUGGAUAUUUCAGAAGAGGAAGAAGAGGAGGAAGAAGAAGAGGAAGAAGAUAACGAGGAGGAAGCUGAGUUUGAGGAGGAUAUCUCCCAACCUUUGGAAGAAACGGAGCAAGCCGAGGAGGGAGAAGAGGAUGACGUGGCAGCAGGUAGAAGUGUGGAAAACCUAGCUGAAGAGAUGAUUUCCAAAUCAGGAGAGGAAAUUUCAGCAGGUGAAAUACCACUGGCCACAUCAUCUGAUGGGGCUAUGCCAAAUCUGUCGACACAGGCAUCAGCUCCUGCUCCUGGUACCCCAUUUCCUCGCAAACGAAUCAGCAGCAAGUCUCUGAAAGUUGGUAUGAUUCCUGCCUCUAAAAGGAUUUGCCUCAUAGAAGAACCAAAAGUGCAUGAACCCGUCAGAAUUGCUUAUGACAGGCCUCGUGGCUGCCCAGUUACAAAGAAGAAGAAGAAACCAAAAGAUUUGGAGUUUUCCCACAAGAAGCUUACCAACAGGAACGUGGGUUUCCAGAUGCUUCAGAAGAUGGGCUGGCAAGAAGGACACGGCCUUGGCACACGAGGAAAAGGGAUCAGAGAGCCUGUAAAAGUGGGUGCUACCUCUGCAGGGGAGGGCUUGGGUGUUGCAGGGGAAGAAAAUAAAGAAGAUGCAUUUGAUGUUUUCCGUCAGAGAAUGAUACAAAUGUACAGGCAGAAAAGAGCAAGUAAAUAG
Merops nubicus (carmine bee-eater) is the source of this 2784-nucleotide messenger RNA. RefSeq names its product SURP and G patch domain containing 2 (gene SUGP2). Lineage: Eukaryota; Metazoa; Chordata; Aves; Coraciiformes; Meropidae. Gene Ontology annotation, cellular component: nucleoplasm. The transcript has 8 exons. Gene Ontology annotation, molecular function: RNA binding. The record is from RefSeq and is a predicted model, not a curated record. The annotation marks the transcript as partial. Gene Ontology annotation, biological process: RNA processing.